CUUUUCUGGUUGUUUGUGCUCAUCUUUACCACAGUUGUCUGGCACUCUGCCCUCCACAUCAUUUACUGAAGUUUUUGGCAAGUUUGGACAUAAGCCCCGGAUACUCAAAGCUCUACAAAGGCCAGCAUGGCAUCUGGUGUGACAGUCAAUGAUGAAGUUAUCAAAGUUUUCAAUGAGAUGAAGGUGAGAAAAGCACAGUCUUCUGAAGAGAUAAAGAAAAGGAAGAAGGCUGUACUGUUCUGUCUGAGCCCUGAUAAACGUGAAAUAAUUGUGGAGGACACCAAGCAAAUAUUGGUGGGAGAUAUUGGAAAUACAGUUGAGGACCCUUAUAGGACCUUUGUCAAUCUUCUCCCACUUGACGACUGCCGAUAUGGACUCUAUGAUGCCACCUAUGAGACCAAGGAAUCCAAGAAAGAAGAUCUUGUCUUCAUCUUCUGGGCACCUGACAAUGCACCUCUAAAAAGCAAGAUGAUAUAUGCCAGUUCAAAAGAUGCAAUUAAGAAGAAGUUCACAGGUAUCAAACAUGAGUGGCAAGUGAAUGGCAUGGAUGACAUUAGAGACCGAUCCACCCUAGCAGAUAAACUAGGAGGAAAUGUAGUUACUUCAUUGGAAGGUGUUCCAUUAAAAUGAAGGCAAUACCUGUAGUUUGGAAGCAUACAAAACUCAAGUAGCAAUUCCUGUUUUGACCCUUGGAAGUGUUCAUUUCUCACAUUUCCUUUUACCUCUAUAAACUGAGUAAACCAUUUUGGUGCUUGAGUAAUUAAAAACUAACAAAUGAACAAAAGGUUUUAUUACAAUAGUUAAACUAGAUGGAACAACAAUAAGUGUUUGUUGAUACAGCCUUGAAAUUUAUCCUAGUUAAGGAUAAUAUUGUCCAUUCAUUUGGUAUCAAAAUAUUUGAACUGUAAGAUAGAAGUAUAAAUUAAACCUAUGUCUGAUGUAAAGUACAUUUCUGUGCCUUAAAGUUAAUGUUGUUUUUUAAAAUUGAAUUUGUCUGCUCCA
This is a messenger RNA of Hyla sarda, 1002 nucleotides long. It is a transcript of the gene CFL2, whose product is annotated as cofilin 2. The transcript is spliced from 4 exons. Bases 127 to 630 code for a protein of 167 amino acids. The record is from RefSeq and is a predicted model, not a curated record. Gene Ontology annotation, molecular function: actin filament binding. Gene Ontology annotation, biological process: actin filament severing; actin filament fragmentation; cell motility. Gene Ontology annotation, cellular component: actin cytoskeleton; actin cortical patch; cytoplasm. Lineage: Eukaryota; Metazoa; Chordata; Amphibia; Anura; Hylidae.